Messenger RNA from Papilio machaon (common yellow swallowtail), 1391 nucleotides. Its product is annotated as endoplasmic reticulum-Golgi intermediate compartment protein 2. Lineage: Eukaryota; Metazoa; Arthropoda; Insecta; Lepidoptera; Papilionidae. The record is from RefSeq and is a predicted model, not a curated record. Gene Ontology annotation, biological process: retrograde vesicle-mediated transport, Golgi to endoplasmic reticulum; endoplasmic reticulum to Golgi vesicle-mediated transport. Gene Ontology annotation, cellular component: COPII-coated ER to Golgi transport vesicle; endoplasmic reticulum; membrane. Bases 117 to 1253 code for a protein of 378 amino acids. The transcript has a single exon.
GUCAAAACACGUCAACCGUCAAUUGUCAGUCAACGUCAACGGUAGAUAAUUUCAAGCCUACGUUCGUUUUUACAAAACACCGAUUUCUUGUUGUUUACAUAUAGUUAAGUGAUAAAAUGAUAAGGUACCGAGGAAAAAAGAAAGUUUUAGAUAAAGUAAAGGAACUAGACGCAUUUCCAAAAGUUCCCGAGGAAUAUGUAGACAGUACGUCGGUUAGCGUAACUUUCUCUGUUAUCACUUUUUUUAUUGUUGCUUGGUUAAUUUAUAGCGAAGUUACGUAUUACCUAGACAGUAAUUUAGUGUUUAAAUUUAUGCCGGACAUUGAUAUGGAUGAAAAAUUACACAUUAAUAUUGAUAUUACAGUUGCAAUGCCCUGUUCUAACUUAGGGGCGGAUAUUUUGGACUCCACGUCACAAAGUGUUUUCGGUUUUGGUGAGUUACAAGAAGAAGAUACGUGGUUUGAAUUAACACAAGAACAGCAGGACGCUUUCGACGCUGUUAAGUAUCUGAAUUCUUAUUUGCGCGAGGAAUAUCAUUCAAUUUGGCAGUUGCUUUGGAAAAAAGGGCACGGGUCUGUAAGAGCCACAAUACCGCCAAGAAAGUCACGUCCGAAUCGACGACCUGACGCGUGUAGACUCCAUGGAGUUUUAACAUUAAAUAAAGUUGCCGGAAACUUUCAUAUAACAGCAGGAAAGAGCUUACAUUUACCGAGAGGACAUAUACAUUUGAAUAUGCUAUUUGAUGACACGCCACAGAAUUUUAGUCACAGAUUAAGUUUUGGAAAUCCAGCUAAUGGUAUAAUUUAUCCAUUAGAAGGUGAUGAAAAGAUUACAAAUGAUGAAAACAUGCUCUAUCAGUAUUUUGUAGAAGUUGUACCAACUGAUGUGGAAAUCACGUUGGAUUCUAUAAAAACAUUUCAAUACUCUGUUAAAGAACUAGAAAGACCAGUGAGCCAUAGUAAAGGCUCUCAUGGUGUUCCUGGCAUUUUCCUCAAAUACGAUAUGGCUGCGUUAAAAAUCAAAGUGUAUCAAGAAAGAGAGAAUCCUUUAAAGUUUAUUCUCCGACUUUAUUCUGUAAUUGGUGGUAUUUAUGUAUUAGGUAGUUUUAUUAACUCAGUUGUCUCUACAAUAAGGACAGCUUUUGUUAAACCAAAUGCAGUGGUAAGAAAUGAACAUUUUGAAAUGAAGAAAUAUCAAAAUCCUUUACUAGUGCCUACAGAUCUAGAAGUACCAGUAGAUUUAAUAAAACAAUGACAAAUGUAAUAACUUAAUCUAAGUAAAUAGAUUUGAAAUGUUGCUUCAAACAAUCCAUGUAAACAACCCUAAACCAUAGACAUUGAUAUAGUGUGGAAAAUUUAUCUGAGCUGGUAAAAGAUGUGCUGCUAUAAUAGA